Cynocephalus volans (Philippine flying lemur) is the source of this 2641-nucleotide messenger RNA. RefSeq lists its product as uncharacterized. The transcript has 2 exons. Lineage: Eukaryota; Metazoa; Chordata; Mammalia; Dermoptera; Cynocephalidae. The record is from RefSeq and is a predicted model, not a curated record. Bases 924 to 1793 code for a protein of 289 amino acids. Gene Ontology annotation, molecular function: RNA-DNA hybrid ribonuclease activity; nucleic acid binding.
GGGACACAGAAGCUCUUGCAGGAACUGAGUAAGUUGGGGUACCGGGUAUCAGCUAAAAAGGCCCAGUUAUGCCAGAAGGAGGUCACCUAUUUGGGGUACCUGCUCAAAGAGGGAAAAAGAUGGCUGACCGCGGCCCGGAAAGCUACAGUUAUGAAGAUCCCCACUCCCACAACCCCCAGGCAGGUCCGCGAAUUUCUGGGUACUGCCGGAUUCUGCAGGCUCUGGAUUCCUGGGUUUGCUUCCCUGGCUGCACCCUUGUACCCCCUGACAAGGGAAAACAUUCCUUUUACCUGGACUGAGGAGCAUCAAAAGGCUUUUGACCACAUAAAAAAAGCCUUGCUGUCUGCCCCCGCCUUGGCUCUCCCAGACCUCACCAAACCGUUUACUCUAUACGUAGAUGAAAGAGCCGGUGUGGCCCGAGGAGUGCUUACUCAGACCCUAGGACCAUGGCGACGGCCAGUAGCUUAUCUAUCAAAAAAACUGGAUCCAGUGGCCAGUGGGUGGCCAACCUGCCUAAAAGCGGUUGCUGCAGUGGCACUCCUCCUCAAAGACGCUGAUAAGUUAACCUUGGGGCAAAAUGUGACUGUGAUUGCUUCCCACAGCCUCGAAAGUAUUGUGCGGCAGCCCCCCAAUCGGUGGAUGACCAAUGCCAGAAUGACUCAUUACCAGAGUUUGCUGCUAAACGAAAGGAUAUCUUUCGCGCCCCCUGCUGUCCUGAACCCAGCUACCCUACUACCAGUCGAGUCAGAAUCCACCCCAGUACACCAAUGCUCAGAAAUCCUUGCUGAAGAAGCUGGGACUCGACGGGACCUGAAGGACCAGCCAUUGCCCGGAGUGCCUGCCUGGUAUACAGACGGUAGCAGCUUCAUUGUGGAAGGUAAGCGGAGAGCAGGGGCCGCCAUCGUAGAUGGCAAACGGACGGUAUGGGCAAGCAGCCUGCCAGAAGGGACAUCAGCCCAGAAGGCCGAGCUAAUCGCCUUGACGCAGGCAUUACGCCUAGCCGAAGGAAAAAACAUCAACAUCUACACGGACAGCAGGUCGCCAUUAUCCACUGCCCGGGCCACCAGAGAGGAAAUAACCCUGUGGCGGCCGGGAACCGGAGGGCCGACGAGGCUGCAAAACAAGCCGCCCUGUCGGUCAGGGUGCUAGCAGAAACUAUAAAGCUUCAAGAGCCAAUCGAGCCUGCUCAAGCUAAGACCAGGCCAGGAGAGCUCACUCCUGACCAGGGAAAGGAAUUCAUUCAGCGGUUACACCAGCUAACACACUUAGGACCAGAAAAGCUCCUUCAACUGGCAAGCCGCACCAGCCUCUCCAUCCCGAACCUCCGGUCCACUGUUCAAGAAGUCGCCAAUCGGUGUCCGGCUUGCGCCAUGACUAAUGCGGCUACCACCUACCGAGAGACCGGAAAAAGACAACGGGGAGAUCGACCCGGCGUAUACUGGGAAGUAGACUUUACAGAGGCUUUAGAAGUUGUAAAAACCCAGAUCUGGGACCAGAUCAAGGAGGUAUACGAGCCAGGUGCCGUGGCCAUCCCUCAUCCGUUCCAGGUCGGAGACCAAGUGCUUGUUAGGCGCCAUCGGACCGGCAGCCUUGAGCCUCGGUGGAAAGGCCCGUACCUGGUGCUACUGACCACACCAACAGCGGUAAAAGUAGACGGCAUUGCAGCCUGGGUACAUGCUUCUCACCUCAAGCCUGCGCCACCCUCCGUACCAGAUGAAUCCUGGGAGCUGGAGAGGACUGAUAAUCCUCUUAAGUUGCGCAUUCGGCGGCGGCGGAGCAAGCCUACCAAGUAAUAACCCUAACCAGCCCAACACCCUCACCUGGCAGGUACUGUCCCAAACUGGAAAGGUUGUCUGGUUCAAGACAGAAGUCCACCCCCUUUGGACUUGGUGGCCCUCCCUUACCCCUGAUAUAUGUGCCCUGGCGGCGGGUCUCGAGGCUUGGGAUAUUCCAGAAAUUGAUGCACCGGCCUCUAAAAGAGUCAGGCCUCCUGACUCAAACUAUGAAAAUGCUUAUAACCAGAUCAAAUAACUCCCCUUGGUUGACCACCCUACUGUCAACCAUCGCCGGGCCCCUAUUACUCCUCCUUCUGUUGUUCACCCUUGGGCCCUACGUCAUCAAUAGACUAGUCCAAUUCAUCAAUGAUAGGGUAAGUGCAGUUAAGAUUCUGGUCCUUAGGCAAAAAUACCAAACCUUAAAUGGCGAAGAUAACUUUUAAUUCCGCUCUAAGAUUAGAGCGAUCCACAAGAGAAAUGGGGGAAUGAAGGAAGUGCUUUUUACAAGGGUAUAGGGAAAAUACAGCCAAAAAGUCAAGUUAAGAAACAAGGGGAACAGAGUCAAACAGGAUAUCUGUGGUUAUGCACCUGGGCCCCGGCCCGAGGCAAAGGGCGGAUAGUUCCCAGAAAUAGACAAGUCAGUUAAAGUUUCAAGAGUGCCCCUCAGCUGUUUCAAGGACUCCCACUUGACCGAAGUUCACCCCUGGCUUGAUUUAAACUAACCAAUUACCUUGCUUCUCGCUUCUGUACCCGCGCUUUUUGCUAUAAAAAGGACCCAGGAGCUCUACUCGGCGCGCCAGUCUUUCGAAAGACUGAGUCGCCCGGGUACCUGUGUGUUCAAUAAACCUCUUGUUUUUGCAUCCGAA